AUUAUUCACUCUUCGAUCGACCAUCAACAUGAAGGUAUUCCUUGUCCUUGUUCUGGCCCUUGCCUCUGCCUCCGCUGGCCUCCUGACCCAGGUGCAACCUGUGCACCCCAAGGACAGGGUUGUGGCUCCUUCGAUCGAGGGACGCAUCACCAACGGAAAGAACGCUAAGGAGAACCAGUUCCCCUACCAGGUGGGACUAAGCUUCUCCAGCUCUGACGGCGGCUGGUGGUGUGGCGGUUCCAUCAUUGCCAACAACUGGGUGGUGACCGCUGCCCACUGUACCAGCGGUGCCUCUUCGGCAACCAUCUACUACGGAGCCACUGUCCGCACCAGCCCCAAGUUCACCCACACUGUGGCCAGCAAGGACUUUGUCCAGCAUGCCAACUACAUUUCCCUGACGGUCCGCAACGACAUCUCCCUGAUCAAGACCCCGACCGUGUCCUUCUCGUCGGCCGUCAACAAGAUCGCCCUGCCCGCCAUCGCCAGCAGCUACUCCACCUAUGUGGGCAGGACCGCCGUCGCCUCUGGCUGGGGACUGACCUCUGACAGUGCCACUGCCGUGGCCAAGGAUCUGCAGUACACCGACCUCACCGUCAUCUCCAAUGCCGAGUGCCUUAAGUCAUUCAGCAGCCUGAUCGUGACCAGCCGCGUCAUCUGCGUGGCCACUCCCAACUCGGUUUCCACCUGCCAGGGUGAUUCCGGUGGCCCCCUGGCUCUGGAUGGAACUCUUAUUGGCAUCACUUCCUUUGGAUCCCCCGAUGGCUGCGAGGUCGGUGCCCCGGCUGCCUUCACCCGCGUGACCAGCUAUCUGGACUGGAUUAAGGCCAAUUCCGGAGUUUCCGCUUAGAUCAUAUUGUACAUUCUGGUGAAAAAUAAAUACAUUUUGUUUAAAUA
Molecule: messenger RNA, 894 nt
Organism: Drosophila serrata
Lineage: Eukaryota; Metazoa; Arthropoda; Insecta; Diptera; Drosophilidae
Product: serine protease 1-like
Biological process (GO): proteolysis
Molecular function (GO): serine-type endopeptidase activity
Source: RefSeq, a predicted model, not a curated record